AUGUCGCGUUGCGUGCGGGCGUUGGCGAACAAUCGAGUGGUGCAGAGUAGCGAGGCGUCGAGAUGCGGUGAUCGUGGAGCAGAGGCAGCGCGGCGGGGGGCGUUCGAGCGGGCGGGGCGCGCCAAUCGAGCGCAGCCACGCCUCGCGCCGGGUCGAAAGGUCGAGCGACCAUUGGCGCGAAACGGUGCCCGCUCCGCGUUUCUCGCUGCAGCCGCGGUCUUCGAGCAUAGACAAGAAAUUUCCUUUUGGCGCGAAGACGAGAUCGCGCUCCACAGACAAGCGACAGAUCGCUGGCAGUAUAACUUAUCUAAUGAAAAGUUGGGUGAGGAAUAUUUUAGAGAACGAUGGGAUUUUAUGCAAGGUAUUGCGAUU
Molecule: messenger RNA, 372 nt
Organism: Iphiclides podalirius (scarce swallowtail)
Lineage: Eukaryota; Metazoa; Arthropoda; Insecta; Lepidoptera; Papilionidae
Source: the annotation of a GenBank genome assembly